Drosophila innubila is the source of this 783-nucleotide messenger RNA. RefSeq lists its product as uncharacterized. The transcript has 3 exons. The record is from RefSeq and is a predicted model, not a curated record. Bases 1 to 783 code for a protein of 260 amino acids. NCBI's taxonomy places the organism in Eukaryota, Metazoa, Arthropoda, Insecta, Diptera, Drosophilidae.
AUGACUACGGUCUAUGACCAAAUGACCAACAAUGCUCGCACAUUCGUGUCCGUGCGUGGUAAGGUCAAAACAAUUAUAGAGUCUGUGCAGACCAAUUGUGAUCACGAUUUUGUGGAGUUCUUCGACAAGGUGCCGCAUAAAGAUUCGCUCUACACUUUCCGUGUGGCAAAGCUGGCACCCUCCUUCACAAUAAGCAUCAUUAUGCGAGCUGUGAAGACCCAGCGAGUAAUGUUCAAAAUCAACCUGGAAGGCUGUCCGUUUCUGAACAAUCCCAUUAUGAACAAGGCUUUGGGAUCGUCUUAUCGUAAGGUGUUGAUAUUUGUGUGUGGCAAAGUAAAGGUUGUUUUGGAAUCCGUGGAUACCGAUUGUGAUCACGACUUUGUGGAGUACUUUCAUCCAGUUCCAAAUCAGGAAACUCUUCAUACAUUCCGGGUCGUAAGGCUGGCACCUUCCUUCACUCUCAACAUCGUAAUGCGAGCUAUAAAGUCGCAACGGAUAAUGUACAAGAUCAACAAUUUAGAUGGCUGUCAGUUUGUCAACAAUCCGUUUAUGAACAAAGUUUUGGCGUCCACUUACAACACACUAAUCGUCAACAAUAGCUUCUUCAAGUGCCCCAUUCAACCAAAAGUCUACUAUCUGAAGAAUGUGGGCAAGGCCUUCAUGAUGCCAACAUUUCAUCCGCUUGGGCAAUAUCAACUCACUAUGGGGCUUCAUAUGUCCCAAAGUCGUGCCCCAUUUGUCAUGCAAAUUGUGUGGAAGUAUAAAGUUCUAAAUAUUCGUUAA